UGCAUUGCAUGUACCAUCACUAGCAGUGAGCGUCGCUCAGAAGAAAAAAACAACAAAUAUUUGCAUGUGCAAUAAACCAAACAUAAAUAGCAGUUUGCCAAUUGUAGAGCUUCGGAAAAAUGGCUACGGCCGGGAGUAACGUCCGCUGCAUCAACUACUACGACCUGUGCCGCAUCUGCACGGACAGCAGCGACACCAAAACGAACAUUUUUUCGCCCGAGGGACGCGCCAAGAACCUGAGUCAAAAGAUCCUCGAGUGUCUCUCGUUGCAGAUCGAUGAAAAGGACCGCCUCCCCAAGGUUGUUUGCGCCCAGUGUGUGCAGCAGGUGGAGCAGACUUACGGACUUCGCGCCACUUGCCGCAAUUCCCAGACGAUGUUGAGCAAUUGCCUCAACAUCCGUCCGGCGCCGAGUAGCGACAAGCUGUAUAUCCGGGAUGCAGUUGACGAGUCCGGAAAAAGCCUCAGUGUGGCACAGGCGGCGCCAGCAGCUUCUGGUCCAGCUCAGCAGUCCGGAAAUCUCUUAAACACCAUCAUCCAGGCGGUGGGAAUUCAACCCCAGCAGCAGUACACUAUUACAGUUGACAACGGACUUCAGCAUCAGCAGCACCAAGUUCCGUCUGAAGUGCAAAUUAAAAGCGAGAGGCAAACUGCUUUGGAGGAGUUUAUUCGUCUCAAGCCAGACAUCAAGAUAACGCCACUUGGCAAAAAGGAACCCAUUUCACCCGCUAAACCUCAGCAGCCAACUCCUCUGCAGCCACAACCGGUUACAUCCACCCAAUUGCAGUUGCAGCCACAGCUGGGCGAGCAACUUCAGCCUCUUUGGCAGCAGAUUCAGCAACUUCAGUUGCAGCAACAGCUACAGCAACUCACCAGUCAACUGCAGGCGACUACUCAGUAUUCCUCCGCACAGGAAGAUGCAGCAAAUCCCGGCGAGAGCAAAAAGCCUAAAUUAAAUUUUGUCAUUUCCUCACCGUCGGCCCCACAAUUUACCUCCUCGCUACAGCAAUUCGGGGCAAGUCAGCCGCAGAUUCAACUGCAGCUGAUGCCGGGAGGAGGUGGAGUAGCCAGUGCAGGAGGAACGCCAGCCCAGACACCGUUUAAUGCCGCUGCACUGCUCUCUAGUCUGGCGGCUCCGCAGUCUACUCCCAAUCUGCUCUCACCUAACAAGUGUUUCCUGCCCAUCACUAUUCGAGACGAUAACUCAGAGAUAGUGGCGCAUAUAGACACCAAGAAUCUAGUCCUGCCCACCACCUACCAAGUACAGAUGAAGCUGCAGCCUCAGCUGGCGACCGCCGAUGGUCAACCCAUUAUGCAGCUUACGCCCACCUCGAUUCCGGCCACUCUGCAGCUGACACCGCAGACGCUAAGCAAUCCGGCUGGCAGCUUCCAAAGUACGGCUCCUGCUGUGGCCCAAAACCAGUUUUUGGCGCCACAGCCUCCGCCCCCUCAGCCAACCCAACAGCAACAACAGCUUACACAAUUGCCCAACACGGCGCAAGUGACCUCUCAGCAAAUCAUCAGAUCUCCGCAAACCAACACCACUAACCCGCAGUUGGUGAUAAGGAAUGUGACUAAUAUACCGACGACUCCCACUACGCCGACGAGCAACAAGGAUGCGGCAAACUUCAAGACCCCGUCACCAAGGCAAAAGCAAAUACCGUCGCCAAAGAGCAAACCUAGGGGGUCUCCCUCCGGGCCAGCCAAUACCACAGCAAUAACUCAGCGGCUAGUGAACCCGGUGAAACAGCAACAGAAGGUUGCCAGUAUGAACCCGGCGGCUCCGCAGUCAACGACUUCGGCUAAUCAGGCUGCCAUGCAGCGGCUAUCCUCGAAUACAACCAUAACAAAGGUGGCAAAACAGCCCGUUCCAGCGCCAGUGCAAGCUCCGGCUCCAACACCUAAUCCCGCCAAGCUGCCCAUGCUAAACAAACAGAAUAUUACCAUCAGUCGAAUUUCAAUGCAGACAGCGCCCAAACCGCAAGCUAGGCCUCCAGCGCCUGCGCCUGCUGCUGCUCCGGCUUCUGCUCCUCAGCCUAUUCCGCUGGCAAUCCCAGCGCUCAACCAAGCCCAGCCGCCGCCUCUAGCUGCUCAGCAUAAAAAAGUUGUGCGCAAGCCAUCCGAAAAUCAGGAGACUCAAGGGCAGAAAGCGAAACCAGCGCGACCACCGCAGCAGAUACUGCCAAAUCAGGAAGGGAAUGCGACGAAUAAUUCUACCGAAGGGCAAUCAUCUGGUCCCUCCCUCACAUGCCCCACCUGUAAGCGGGAGUUUAAGAAGAAAGAGCAUCUCACCCAGCACGUUAAGCUGCAUGCUGGCUUGCGACCCUUUAAGUGCUCGGAGGAGGGCUGUGACAAGACCUUCAGCCGCAAAGAGCACCUGUCGCGACACCUGAUCUCUCACUCGGGCCAAAAGAUGUACACAUGCGAGGUCUGCAGGAAGCCCUUCUCUCGGAAAGACAACCUCAACAAGCACAAGCGCAUUCACACGCAACCGGCAAACGAAAUGCUUUACUGCUGCGAUGUGUGCAAUAAGAAUUUUGCCACAAAACAGCACUACGAGAAGCAUAGAGAAAUGCAUAAAAAGACGCGGCCGGAGAGUGCGGCUCCGCCUGCAGCUGUUCCACCUGUGGCCACUCCAGCACCUGCUCAAGUUCGCAGCAAUGGUCAGGUUCCAAAUAAGGGUGUUUAUGAAAUCAAACAACGUGCUACUCAGCAGCAACCGCAGCAAGCUCAAACACAGUCGCAGCCUGCGCAGAUCAUGCAUGUGGUGACCACGCAAGAUCUGGCCGGGAAUACAAUAACGAUUACCCAAGCACCCGACUCCAAUAUGCCCGCAUCUCUGGCCAACUUCGUGCAGCUGGGAUUCCCUCAGUUCCAGAAUCCCAGCGCACCAGCCGCCAAGUAAUUAGUCUGUAAGUUUG
Drosophila ficusphila is the source of this 2919-nucleotide messenger RNA. RefSeq names its product transcription factor Sp2 (gene pad). Gene Ontology annotation, cellular component: nucleus. NCBI's taxonomy places the organism in Eukaryota, Metazoa, Arthropoda, Insecta, Diptera, Drosophilidae. Gene Ontology annotation, molecular function: zinc ion binding. The record is from RefSeq and is a predicted model, not a curated record.